AUGUUCGCCCCAAGUUUGCUAUCACUUGUUCCGUGGAAACUUAACAAAGAAGUCAAGUUUAGCUCUGAUAUAGCAAGUUUAAGAAAAGAAAAAAACUAAGUUGCAAAAACCAACAAGUGGUCAACCAUUUGGAUACUUUUUUAAUUUUAUUUAAACAUUUGUUGCCCAUUAUAUACACAAAAGGAUAUAGUCAUGCAGUUCGUUACAAUUGCCACUUUGUUGUUUGCAAGCUUCGUCGUUUCUUCGAUGGCUUUGCCUGCUAACUACUACUUACAAUCCCGUGCUUCACCACAACGAUUGAUGUACAUGCAGUAUGUCCAGCAGCCAUCUGUGUCGAGGACUAGUGGACGCUUGACAAAUGCCGCAGCUGCAUUCGUUGCUGGGGACACCGUUGCCACAGGAACUUAUGUUAAAGAUGACAGAAGUGCAGAACAACAAGCCGCUCCAUCAGAUUCAGUCCUUGAUAACACUGGAGCCAAUGCAGCACAAUCGGUAGCUGAAGCCUACCCUGAUGAAUACCCACAAAACGAUGAAGUUCCACAAGUUGCCAACGAUGAAGUUAUAGCUCCAGUUGCUGAAGAAGAAAUCCCACUUCAAGACGAAGCUGCACCACAAAAUGAUGCGGUUCCAGAAGCCAGCCCAGAACCAGCUGCUGACGCUCCAGCCCCAGAACCUGCAUCAGCCGCUGUAGAACUUGAAGAUGAAGUUGAAAACGACGAAGAUAACGAGGCCAGUGAUGAUGAAAGCAAUUAUGUGCCAAACAAUUCUCGUCGUGGUCCAGCUGCAAGAGCUCCCGAAUCAGCACCAGCUCCAGCUGGAAGCUUUUUCUCUGUAGAUUUUGGUGGUGCCAGUGGUGGAGCCGUUGCUAUUUCAAAUAGCUAUAGCACCGGUUCAAAUGGUUCAGCCAAGAGUCAAGCUGUUGCUUUUGGUAAUCCAGAGGAUGUUAGGCUAAAGAGUGCCCCCAGUCGUCGUCGUCAUUAGAGAUUUAUAAUUUGUAUUGAUGCAUCGAAAGUGGAACAUAGGCAAUCGUAGUAAUUUUAAGAAAAAAUAUUAAAUGCGAAUGGAAUAAUAAAUUUGAAAAAGAAAUU
Molecule: messenger RNA, 1088 nt
Organism: Eupeodes corollae
Lineage: Eukaryota; Metazoa; Arthropoda; Insecta; Diptera; Syrphidae
Exons: 3
Coding region: 193-981 (262 amino acids)
Source: RefSeq, a predicted model, not a curated record